Messenger RNA from Microthlaspi erraticum, 693 nucleotides. NCBI's taxonomy places the organism in Eukaryota, Viridiplantae, Streptophyta, Magnoliopsida, Brassicales, Brassicaceae. The record is from the annotation of a GenBank genome assembly.
AUGAAAUUCACAGACUCUCCGGUGAUCGAUCUGACGGUGAACGGCACGAAGCUCUCUUUCCAGCAAGACAAUGGUUCGAUGCACGUCGGAACCUCCGUCUGGUCUGGCUCUCUGAUCCUCGCCAAAUUCGCCGAGCGCUGGUCCACGGUGGACUCAUCAUCGUCUCCGAAUCCAUACGCCGAACUCCUCGAUUUCCGCCGCCGUCGCGCCGUCGAGCUAGGAACCGGAUGCGGAGUCGCCGGUAUGGCUUUUCACCUCCUUGGUCUAACGGAGAUCGUGCUAACUGACAUCGCUGCGGUCAUGCCGGCGCUCAAACACAAUCUGAAACGGAACAAGGCCGCGCUUGGAAAAUCUCUGAAAUUCUCGAUUGUUAACUGGAACAACAAGGAUCAGAUCUCGGCGCUGAAGCCGCCGUUUGAUCUGGUAAUCGCGGCGGAUGUUGUUUACAUAGAGGAAUCGGUAGGGCAGCUAGUGACGGCGAUGGAAGCGUUGAUGGCGGAAGACGGCGCUGUGCUGCUUGGUUACCAGAUUAGGUCGCCGGAAGCUGAUAAGCUAUUCUGGGAGCUAUGCGACGCCGUUUUCAAGAUCGAGAAAGUUCCUCAUGAGCAUCUCCAUCCCGAAUACGCCUAUGAGGAAACUGAUGUUUACAUCUUUAGAAAGUUGCCUAAGAAGGAUCAAGCUGAAUCUGAGUGA